AUGUUGAGAGCUGCUGGCUUGAGAGCUGUGAGAUCACAGCGUUGUGGUUAUAGCUUGGUGCUGGCUCAAUCCAGAUUCAAUUCAUCAAAUGGGUCAUCACAGACACAAUCACAAAAUCCAAAAGAUAGUUCCACUACUCCAAAUUCAAAUAUUUCUAAGAAAGUUGAAAAUAGAGCUAGUAAAGAAAGACAAGAAACACAUUUGAAGGUAUUACAAGAUAUUCAAAAUUCCAUGGUUAAAGUUCCAUCACCUAGAAAAUUGAAAAAUUAUCUUGAUAAUUAUAUUAUUGGACAAGAUACAGGUAAAAAAGUUAUGUCAGUUGCAGUUUAUAAUCAUUAUUUAAGAAUCAAUGAUAAAGCUAAAAAAUUAGCUAAAAAAUUAGCAAAAGAGAAACAAAAAGAAGAUGAUGCUAUAUAUUCAUUUAGUGAUAACGUUAAACCAAAGAAAAAUAAAGAUGCAGAACAAUUAAGUUUUUCAUUAGAUAAUGAAGAUCAAGAUUUAGAAUUAAGUAAAUCAAAUAUAUUAUUAUUAGGUCCAUCAGGUUCAGGUAAAACAUUAAUUGCUAAAACAUUGGCUCGUGUAUUGAAUGUUCCAUUUUCUAUAACAGAUUGUACACAAUUAACACAAGCUGGUUAUAUUGGUGAGGAUGUUGAAUUAUGUAUUGAAAGAUUAUUAAUUAAUAGUAAUUAUGAUGUGGAAAAGGCGGAAAAGGGGAUUGUUGUAUUGGAUGAAGUUGAUAAAUUAUCUAAACCUUCAAUGUCAAAUGGUACAAAAGAUGUUGCUGGAGAAGGUGUUCAACAAGCAUUAUUAAAAUUAAUUGAAGGUACAAAUGUUCAAGUUCAAGUUAAAAAACCUGUAAAUAAAGAAAAAGAUUCACAAAAUAAUAAUCAACAAAUUUCCAAAAAAAAUGAAACUUAUCAUAUUGAUACAAGUAAUAUAUUAUUUGUUUUAAUGGGUGCUUUCAUUGGAUUAGAUGAACAUAUUUCAACAAGAUUAGCUAAAUCAUCAAUUGGAUUCGAAGCAGAUAUAAAUACUGAUCAAGAUAAAGAUGGUAAAAAAUAUAGUUUGAAGCAAAUUAAAUUAGAAGAUGGACGUAAAGUUUCAGCAUUAGAAUUAAUAACACCACAAGAUUUAACAUCAUUUGGUAUGAUUCCAGAAUUAAUUGGUAGAAUUCCCAUAAUAACAGGAUUAGAUUCAUUAAAUGAAACAGAUCUUUUAUCUAUAUUAACUGAACCUAAGAAUGCUAUAUUAAGUCAAUAUGAAUAUAUUUUCCAACAAUUUGGAGUAAAUUUAAAAAUUACUAAACCUGCAUUGAAAAAAAUUGCAGAUUUAUCAUUAAAAGAAGGUACUGGAGCAAGAGGAUUACGUGGUAUAAUGGAAAGAUUAUUAUUAACGGUUAAUUAUGAAUGUCCAGACUCUGGGAUUCAAUUUGUCCUUGUGAAUUCAGAAACUGUUGAUUCUAUAAAUUCUGGUAAAGUUAAAGCACAUUAUUAUGGAAGAGGUGAUUUAUUUCAAUUUGUUGAAGAUGUUUUGGAGGAGGAUCCAAUUUUAGGGAAACAACUUCAAACGGAGUUCAACAUCACACCAGCCAAUGAUCAUGAAACAGUAGCAGCAUCGGGAUAA
Messenger RNA from Hansenula ciferrii, 1623 nucleotides. RefSeq names its product Mcx1p (gene MCX1). Bases 1 to 1623 code for a protein of 540 amino acids. The transcript has a single exon. Gene Ontology annotation, biological process: proteolysis; protein catabolic process. The record is from RefSeq and is a predicted model, not a curated record. Gene Ontology annotation, cellular component: mitochondrial matrix. NCBI's taxonomy places the organism in Eukaryota, Fungi, Ascomycota, Saccharomycetes, Phaffomycetales, Wickerhamomycetaceae. Gene Ontology annotation, molecular function: ATP binding; ATP hydrolysis activity.